Messenger RNA from Huiozyma naganishii CBS 8797, 2733 nucleotides. RefSeq lists its product as uncharacterized. The record is from RefSeq and is a predicted model, not a curated record. Lineage: Eukaryota; Fungi; Ascomycota; Saccharomycetes; Saccharomycetales; Saccharomycetaceae. Gene Ontology annotation, biological process: post-transcriptional tethering of RNA polymerase II gene DNA at nuclear periphery; protein import into nucleus; RNA export from nucleus. Gene Ontology annotation, molecular function: structural constituent of nuclear pore. The coding region runs from base 1 to 2733 and encodes 910 amino acids. The transcript has a single exon. Gene Ontology annotation, cellular component: nuclear pore; nuclear pore cytoplasmic filaments.
AUGUUUGGCGGGAACAGGAGUGCGUUUGGCGGCGGCGGGCAGUUUGGCGGCGGUGGCGGCGGGUCGUUUGGGUCACAGGCGAGUGCGUCUCCCUUCGGGGCAGGUCCACAGCAACAACAACAGGGUGGGUUUGGAGCGUUUGGGGGCGGUGUCUCGGGGGGUAAUCCAAGUCCGUUUGCUUCUGGUGCAGUCGGUGGUGCCGCCGGUGCCAGUGCGCCUGUAGGCUCUGGCACAGCGAUCAAACCGUUCACGGCAUUUCAGGACAAGGACCCGACUACAAACGUGACGAACUGCUACCAGAGUAUUACGUGCAUGCCAGAGUACAGGAACUUCUCCUUCGAGGAAUUGAGGUUUCAGGACUACGCGGCGAACAGGAAGACCGCGGGGGCCCCUCCAGCGACCACACAGUUUGGUGCCGGUGCCAAUGCCGGGAGUGGACUCUUUGGUAACAAUCAGAAUGCCUCUAGUGCUGCGCCGUUCGGUAUGGCCAGUAGAAACGCUACGUCCAAUGGGUCCCUCUUUGGACAGCAACCAAACACGGCAGCCGCACCAACGACUGGUGGGAUGUUUGGACAGCAAGGUGGUAACUCCUUUGGAGCAGGGAACACUGGUAACACUGGUCUCUUUGGCCAGAAUAACCAACAGCAGCAGCAGCAGUCAGGAGGUCUGUUUGGCCAGCAACCACAGCAACCUGCUGGUGGGGUGUUCAGUGCUCCAGCUGCUAACACUGGUGGUCUCUUUGGACAAAACAACCAACAGCGGGCGGGAGGCCUAUUCGGUCAAAAUGCUCAACAGCAGCAACCUGCUGGUGGACUCUUUGGACAGGGGACCCAGCAGCAGCAGCCGGCUGGGGGGUUGUUUGGGCAGAAACCAGCUACCACUGGUGGGCUCUUCGGACAGAAUAACCAAACUUCUGGUAACCUGUUCGGACAGCAAAACCAACAACAACAGCAGCAGCAGCAACAGCCAUCCGGCUUUUUUGGUCAACAGCCAAGCGGGGCACAAAGUUCAAGUCUCUUUGGUCAACAACGGCAGGCAGGAGGACUGUUCGGUCAGAAACCGGCCACUGUGGGGAACACAGGGCCGUUGUUCGGACAAACGGCGCAGCAGCCUCAACAGCAGGCUAGUGGCGGGCUGUUUGGAUCAAACAACAACACUCAGCAACAGGGUGGGUUGUUUGGUCAGGGGCAACCUGCCGCUGGAACUGGUGGUGGGCUCUUUGGUAACACAAACAGCUCUGCUACUGGUGGUCUCUUUGGAAGCAAACCCGCGGCAACAGGUGGUCUCUUUGGAAGCAACAACAAUACAAAUGCGGGGAACUCCACUUUGGCAGGCGCCAAGCCAUUGUUUGGCGGUACAAACAGUACCAGUACCGGUGGGCUUUUCGGUGCGAAACAGCAAACUGCACCUACAGGUCAGAAUACUUUAUUCGGGUCCCAAUCUACAGCACCCACUGGCUCAACUUUGGGAGGUGGAUUAUUCACGGGCAAUAAAGCCGCAAACACCUCUCUCAGUGGGGCACCUGGGACCCUCUUUGGUACAACAGCCAACAGUACUUUGGGCGGUCAAUCGGCACUGCAACAACAGAACCAACAGCAGCAACAACAGCAACAGCAACAGUUGAACUCGAUUAAAAAUAAUCCGUAUGGUACGAACGAGCUGUUUGCCAAAAUAGCUCCAUCCGGUUCUCAAAUAUUAUCUGUCUUGAAAGCGGGCCGCUCUAAACUGAACGCGGAUGUCAAGCAGAAGGCAAGUUUGACUUCCGCUUACAGAAAUGCACCAAAACCACUGUUUGCGCCUAUCUUUGUCAGACAACCAGCAGCGGUGGAAGACAGUGCCUCAUCUAACACUAGUAACAGAUCCAAAAAUGGAUCAUUCACAAGCAGCACAACCAAGGCAAUUGGUCUACUAGAAGAAAAUAACGAAGUUGCAGUCUCCGCCUCAAAGGAAAUUGACGAAUCCAUCGUUUCGUUAAACAAACUACUCUUCAACCCAGAGAAGAAAUCUUUUAAGAAUUUAAUUAUGCACAAGAAGAUGAUGGAGGAGGAACAAAACAAGAAGGCUCAACAGGUGUCCCUAGAUAAGAGCCCGGAGGAAACAGAACCUACUGCGGGGGCGGAGAAGGUAACUGAUGAAACCAAACAGUUAGACGAGAAGUCUACUGAGAAAGUUUGCAAAAAUGACAAAGAGUCUCCGAUCAAGGAGACAAACGUCGCUGCCAAGGAAAAAGUCCCCACAGAUAAAAAGGUAUCGAAACCUCCCGGGUGUCUCUCUGAUGAUUUUUCAUGGGCUGGUAGCGAUUACUAUAUUUCUCCAUCGCUAGAGACACUCUCGUCGAUGACUUUGAUGGAUUUGAAAAGGGUCAAGAAUUUGCUGAUUGGUCAUAAAAUGUUUGGAUAUAUCGAAUUUUUGGAUUCUGUUGAUCUAUCGAAGAUCCCACUUGCAUCGUUGUGCGGUAAAAUCGUUGUAUUUGAGUCGAAAAGAUGCAUUGUGUAUCCAGGGGACGUAGAGUCUCCAGAAGCGGGGGAAGGUUUGAAUGUCAAGGCUAGAAUUACAUGCUACAAUUGUUUCCCGGUCAACAAAGCUACACGACUACCCAUAAAGGAGCCGCAUCAUCCGUUGGUUAAAAGGCAUAUCGAAAGAUUCAAAAAAUUGCCAUACACAAAGUUUGAGAAGUAUGAUCCUCAAACUGGUGUAUACACCUUCAUAGCUCCUCAUCCUGUUCUUAACUGA